AUGGAAGCAGCUUGUACCAAAUCUUUUCCACCCAUCUUAGAUUACAAGACAGAGAAAUACGUGCUGACAAAGAACAGGAAGGUUGGAGUGUUUCUUCGCCUGCUUCAUCUGGGCAUUUUAUGUUAUAUUAUUGGGUGGGUGUUUAUUAUAAAGAAGGGAUAUCAAGAAAGUGAUUCUGAUCCUCACUCUUCUGUUAUAACAAAGCUCAAAGGAUCUUCAAUUACUAAAGACCCCCAGGAAUAUCAGCAAAGUUUGUGGGAUGUGGUAGACUUUGUAAAGCCUUCUCAGGGAGAAAAUGUCCUUUUCUUGGUGACAAAUUUUAUCUCCACACCACGACAAGUGCUAGGUUUAUGUCCAGAGAGCCCUUUGAUUUUAGAUGGUAGGUGUGGUGAAGACUUGGACUGUCAACCUGGAGAACAUGUGAUAAGUGGAAAUGGUGUGAAAACAGGGCGAUGUGUAGCACUGAACAGCACUCAUUCCACAUGUGAGAUAUACGCCUGGUGUCCUGUAGAGAAUGAAUCAUUGAUCAGGAAAAUACCUUUAAAUGAAGCAGAAAACUUUACACUGUUUAUAAAAAAUGCAGUUUAUUUUAGCAAAUUUCGUUUUUCUGGGGCAAACACACUGAAGACAUUGGAUGAUACUUAUUUUAAGAGCUGCAGAUAUGACCCAGUCUCCAGCCCAUACUGUCCAGUUUUCACAAUCAAGAAUAUCAUAACAGAAGCCAAAAAUAGCUUUGAAGAACUGUCUUUUCUGGGUGGAGUUGUAAGAAUUGAUAUUGAGUGGAAAUGCAACUUGGAUCAAGCAAAAGUCUGCAAACCACAAUACUCCUUUGGAUUGCAAGAUAAAAACAACAACUUCAGAACAGCUACUUAUUAUUGGGACAAAGAAAGACGUGAACACCGAGACCUUUUAAAACUCUACGGGAUCCGUUUCGAGAUAUCAGUGACAGGAGAGGCAAGAAGAUUUAGUAUUGUGCCAACAGCCGCAACACUUUUGUGUGAUCUGAUUCUCCUAUACCUUGACAGUAAAGCCAGUUUCUACUGGGAGUGUAAAUAUGAAGAGGCUAAACCACCAAAACGCCAACAAGCUCAGGAAUCUAUUGACAACCAUGAUGAAACAUCUAACAACGAUUGA
Molecule: messenger RNA, 1134 nt
Organism: Nanorana parkeri
Lineage: Eukaryota; Metazoa; Chordata; Amphibia; Anura; Dicroglossidae
Product: P2X purinoceptor 6-like
Exons: 12
Coding region: 1-1134 (377 amino acids)
Biological process (GO): monoatomic cation transmembrane transport; response to ATP
Cellular component (GO): nuclear inner membrane; plasma membrane
Molecular function (GO): ATP binding; purinergic nucleotide receptor activity; extracellularly ATP-gated monoatomic cation channel activity
Source: RefSeq, a predicted model, not a curated record